This is a messenger RNA of Gryllus bimaculatus (two-spotted cricket), 1616 nucleotides long. NCBI's taxonomy places the organism in Eukaryota, Metazoa, Arthropoda, Insecta, Orthoptera, Gryllidae. The record is from the annotation of a GenBank genome assembly.
CCUUCUCCUAGUGGCGUGCCACCCCAAUAGCCCGACAUAUAGUGAAGCCCUCCGUGUUCCGACAGCCAACCGCGCCCCGCGAUGUCCGUGUGGGUGUCGCUGCUCUCCUACGCGCUCGCCCUCCUGGGCGUGGCCCUCGCGGCCGCCUACAUGUACAUGAGCCGCAAGCACGACCACUGGCGACGCAAGGGCGUCAAGUACCUCAAGCCCUUGCCCUUCGUGGGCAACCUCAAGGACAUCGCUUUCGUUCGCCGCAACAUCGGCGUCAUGUCGCACGACAUCUACCACCAGCACAAGAAGGAGCCGUACGUGGGCAUCUUCGCCUUCGACGGGCCCAUGCUGCACGUCCACGACCUGGCGCUGGUGCGCUCCGUGCUGGUCAAGGACUUCCAGUUCUUCUGCGACCGCAACUUCCACGUGAGCGCCAAGGCCGACCUGCUGGGCUCCAGGAGCCUCUUCGCGCUGAAGGGCGACCGCUGGAAGCAGUCGCGCAGCGCCAUCACGCCCUCCUUCACGUCCGGCAAGAUGAAGCACAUGUACGAGAUCGUGGAGGGACGCGCAAAGUUCUUGGCGGAGACUCUGCACAAAGAAAACACAGGUGAGCCGAUGAGCGCGUACGACCUGGUGGCGCGCUACACGACGGACGUGAUCGCGUCGUGCGCCUUCGGCAUCGACAGCGGCACCCUGCGCGACCCACGCGCCGAGUUCCGCCGGAAGCUCAAGAUGAUCUUCGACCUGUCGCCCACGGAAGCCCUGCGCUUCCUCAUGGCCUUCGUCAGCCCCAACGCCGUCCACACCUUCAACAUCAAGGUCUUCAAGAAGGAGGUGGAGGACUAUGUGAUCGGGGCCAUCAGACAGGCCAUCCGCUACAGGGAAGAGAAGGGCGUCGUUCGGAACGACCUGCUCUCGGCCCUCGUGGCCAUUAUGAAGCGGACUGGCUUCGAAACUUCUGCCACCACAAUCAGUUACGCUCUCUACGAACUGGCGAAGAAUAAAGACAUACAGGACAAGCUGCGAGAGGAAAUAAACACAACUCUUAAGGAGAACGGCGGAUCUGUACCAUACGAUGUUAUGCACUCCAUGAAAUACAUGGACUUAGUCUUUCAAGAAACGUUGAGGAAAUACCCGCCCGUGCCCUUCCUGGAUCGAGUGAGCAACAGGCCCUACCGGCUGCCGGGCACGAACGUCACGUUGGACGCAGGCACAGCCGUGAUGAUCCCCGUCCUGGGAAUCCACAGAGACCCCGAAAUCUACCCCAACCCCAUGCAGUUCAUCCCGGAGAGGUUCUUGGAAGAGAACAAGGCCAAGCGCCCGAGCUGUACCCACAUGCCCUUCGGGGAGGGCCCGAGAACGUGCGUUGGUCUGCGCUUCGCGUUGAUGCAAACGAAGCUCGGUAUGAUCCACAUCCUCAAGGACCACUCGGUGGAGCUCCCGAGCACCACGCCCACAGAGCCCGACUUCACCCCGAAGUCCUUCCUCCUACAGCCCGUCAAGCACUUGGAGCUUCUCUUCAAGAAAAUCGAGGCUUAAUGGCAACAUCGCAUUCUCCAGUGGCAUUCCAUAUUUCAAGUUAUACUGUAUCAAUAUUCACUUGUUUAUAGUCAUUACAAUAAAUA